ACUGUAAUAAAAUAUUUGCUUUGUCUUAUAGUCCGGAGUCCACACAAGGAGGAUAAAUAAAAUUUUAUUUACAUUUCAUCUUUUCUCUAACAUUUUUCAGUGCCUACGUAAUAGCGUCGGUACUACUUCAUUCUAUUUUUAUCUAGUUGCGACUUUUGUUUAGUCUUAAUAUAAUUAUAAAUAUUUUUUUACCGAAUACACUUCAUUUGUAUUUAGUUAUAUAAUUCAUUAUAAAUAUAUAAUUCGAUUCGAAAAAUGAUUAAAACUGGAAGAAUGCUUACUAAAAUUAAAAGAAUCCAGUCAGUGGAUACCCUUAAGGGCGGUUUUCUUAUUGUAUCUGCACACUCAUCAUCAAAGCCCACAUCUUCCGAAGUGUUAUCCGCUUAUUUAAUGCAAUGCAACGAACCACCUUGGACUUCAUAUUUUGUUAAGUACAGAAGUGUAAGAGAUGAUCAAUUUGGUAUGUCUAACUUUAAUUGGAAAGUUGGGAGUUCAAAUUACCAAAUACUAAGAACUGGUUGUUUCCCAUAUAUGAAGUAUCAUUGUUCAAAGAGAAAAUAUGAAGAUUUGGAAACAUCAGACAAGUUCAUGAGAGUCAUUAAAAUUGUUAAUUUAGGUAUACCAUGUUUACUCUAUGGUCUUGCAGCAACCCAACUAAUCAAACACAAGGAAAUAGUACACACAAACAAAGGUCCUGUUACAAUAUAUUUUUUAUUACCAGAGCAUAAAGGUUCCCAAUACUAAAUAAAACAAAACAAUAGUUUUAUUAGUGUUAUCAGUGUUCAUACUUAAUUACUAAAUUAAUAAUUUAAAAUUAUGCAAUAUACAUAUAUUAUAUUUAAUAAAUUAUAAAAU
Molecule: messenger RNA, 855 nt
Organism: Galleria mellonella (greater wax moth)
Lineage: Eukaryota; Metazoa; Arthropoda; Insecta; Lepidoptera; Pyralidae
Exons: 3
Coding region: 256-744 (162 amino acids)
Source: RefSeq, a predicted model, not a curated record